AUGUCUCAUCCACACGCACACCUACAACAGAAUGAAAACAGCGAUCGGUACAAGUUCCAGCAAAAUAAUACUAACAGAGAAUUACAAUUGAAUGAAAACAGCGAAUUGUUCAAAUUCCAGCAAAAUAACUCUAACAAUGGAUUGCAACAGAAUGAAAACAGCGAACACAAAUUGCAGCAAAAUAAUACUAACAGAGAAUUGCAACUGAAUGAAAACAGCGAAUGGUUCAAAUUCCAACAAAAUAACUCUAACAUUGGAUUGCAGCAAAAUAACUCUAACAGCGGAUUGCAAGAGAAUGAAACUGAAAAAAGAAUAUUCCAACAACAAAUUCAAAAGGAAGAAACCGUAACUAAUUAUUACAGACAAGUAAUCUAUGAGAUCUCGCAGCGAAAAAAUAUGUCUCACUCACAUCUACAUCAACAAAAGAACGAAAACAGCGAAUGGUACAAAUAUCAGCAAAAUAACGCUAACA
Messenger RNA from Dentiscutata heterogama, 472 nucleotides. NCBI's taxonomy places the organism in Eukaryota, Fungi, Glomeromycota, Glomeromycetes, Diversisporales, Gigasporaceae. The record is from the annotation of a GenBank genome assembly.